Rotaria sordida is the source of this 1416-nucleotide messenger RNA. Lineage: Eukaryota; Metazoa; Rotifera; Eurotatoria; Philodinida; Philodinidae. The record is from the annotation of a GenBank genome assembly.
AUGAGUAAGACAACAUCUCCUUUAAGUUGUCGAUUUAUGUUACGACGAACACCUCGACGUAAACUUGUUUUUUCUUCAAGUGAUGAUGAAACAGAUGAUAGUCCACAAUCGACAUGUUCAGUGCAUAUCCAACGAGAAGAACAUCAUUCGAUUAUUCAUGAUGAACAGUUGUCGACAAAGUCAGAAAUAACAACAAGUAUUGUAACACGGUCGAAACUAGAACAUUAUGGCUUUAGUAUGCUUACUCGGCCAAGAUCAUUACGUUUAAAUAAACGUCAAUCAUUAGCUAUACUGAAUCAAAAUAAAAAAAUUCGUUCAUAUGAACCAUGUCAUUCAAUGCAAACAAGAUCUCAAUCAUCAUCGGACUCUCACUCAGAUCAUCUUGUUAAUUUAUUUGAUAAAACUCUUUCGACAGUGACACCAAAUCCUGUUCGUAAUCGACAACGACGUUGUAAACCAUUACCUCUCUGUUUAUCGGAUAAUGAAAAAAAUAUGCCAGUUUUAACGGUUAUUACUACAGAAGAAAAUUCGAAUACAAAUAAACGAAGUUAUGAUGACGAUGAAAACAGUGAAAAUUGUCGUUCAAUAAAACGCAGUAAAAUCUAUGAUGAAAAUGAUAAAGAAAAUAAUUUAUUUAUCAAACGUUCUCGGCGUGGUAUUGGUUUAAUUCGAAGUUUCACUGAACCAAAUGAAGAACAAAUAAAAGCAUCCGUUGAACUUGGUACUAAUCGAGAUUUAAUUGGUGAUCGUACACGUUCAUAUCUUUUACCAAGAUGUCAAAGUCGUAAACAUCCAGAUCUUGCUUGUAUAAGUCCUGAAACGAUGAUUGAUAUAUUACAAAAUGUUUAUGUAUCUGAAAUUGAAAAUCUACAUAUUAUUGAUUGUCGUUAUCCAUAUGAAUAUAAUGGUGGUCAUAUUCAAUCAGCAAAAAAUCUUUAUACACGUUCACAAAUUUAUAAUGAAUAUUUUCAUAAACCAUUAGAAUUAAAAGAUACAUUGAAAAGAAAUAUUUUUAUUUUUCAUUGUGAAUUUUCAUCUGAAAGAGCACCAACAUUAUUGCGGUUUUUUCGAUCAGAAGAUCGUACUAUACAUGAAAGAAGUUAUCCACAAUUACAUUAUCCUGAAAUUUAUUUACUUGAAGGUGGUUAUAAAGCAUUUUAUGAAUAUUCUAAGCAAUUUUGUAUACCAAAUCAAUAUCGAACAAUGAAUGAUGUUGAUUAUCAAGAAGAAUAUCGACAAUAUCGUUUUGAAACAAAACAAUUUGAUAAAUUUACAAGUGCAAAUGAAAGAAUUAAUGGUGGACGACGAACACGUGGAUUAACAUUUCGUUCAUUUUCUUCACAACUAAAUCAAUGUCGUUCAUCAAAUAUUCGAUAUGAUCUUCGAUAUAUGGAAUCUCCUCCAUCAGAAAAUUAA